Molecule: messenger RNA, 1671 nt
Organism: Lactuca saligna
Lineage: Eukaryota; Viridiplantae; Streptophyta; Magnoliopsida; Asterales; Asteraceae
Source: the annotation of a GenBank genome assembly
AUGAUGAUUGCGCAGACAUCAAAAGCGCCCAUGACGAUGACAAACCUUUUCUUGAACGCUGCGCAGGCACCGAAACCCCCAAUGGCGACGACAGCAAACCUUUUGUUGACCCCCCCGCUUUUGUUGAUCCCCCCGCUAAUGAUCAGUGCCCUAAAAUACACUCAACAGCGUCCUUCUCUCUUUCAAAGGGGUUUCUCUAAUACUUGUCGCUCUAAAAAGAGUUUCUCAUAUACUCCGCCAACAUCCUCUUCCUCGCGCCCUCUGUCUCUUCGUCUUUCUUCGAACCAUGCUGCAGUGCCCAUCACUCCAGUCCUUAAAAAGGAAAAUAACGGUUUUGGUGGCAACAUGAACUGCGCUGAUUUUUGGGGCCCUUUGUCGGGUUGGGAUGAUGUGGUGCAAAAGGGUACAAAGUUUGUGUGUCAAUGGGUGGCCAAAGAGGACAAUACUAGUGUUGUUGCAGAGACCGAAGAUGACACACAAGAGGCGAAAAGAAAAACUCCUAAAACAACAAGGAUGUCUGAUGGCAAAUUGAGUCGAAAGAUAUACAUGGUUAUGGUCGGAGUUUCUUUUUGUGCACUUGUAGCAUUUGUACCAAAACAACAAGCAUCAUGUUGCAUAGUUGCCUCCGAGCAUUUAUCCAGAGCAAUGAAGGACAUCUUUUUUUGUGCCCUCUUGGUCUGCCCAUUGACACGGCAGCUUUCAUACGACUCGAUGAAAAUGUUCGUGUUUAACCUGUUUGUUAUAGCCCCUGCCUGGAUUAAUAUCUGGCAAUUUUGGUAUUACCAUAAGGGUUUGCAAAGUUCUGAAGAAAUUAAAAAUAGAAAACCGAGUAAGAAACAAUCCAUAACUUUUGAUGACGUGGAAGGAGUUGAUGCUGCCAAAGCUGAACUUCUCGAGAUUGUCUUAUGCAUUAAAGGAGAUAGUAGAUAUAUGAAACUUGGGGCAAAGUUACCACGGGGGGUUCUGCUUGCGGGUCCCCCGGGAACCGGAAAAACAUUGUUGGCCCGUGCGGUGGCCGGAGAAGCUGACGUGACGUUUUUCUCGAUGUCUGCUAGUGAAUUUGUGGAGGUUUUUGCUGGUAAAGGGGCUGCCCGUGUUCGAAAUCUUUUCCAAGAGGCGAGAAAACAUUCACCGUCUAUUAUUUUCAUUGAUGAGAUAGAUUCUGUUGGAGGGCAACGUGGAAAUACUAUGAAUUCUGAACGUGACCAGACUUUAAACCAGCUUUUGACUGAGAUGGAUGGAUUUGAGAAGGGUGCAAGUGUGGUGGUUAUGGCUGCUACUAACAGACCCGAGUUACUGGAUUCUGCUUUGAUGAGACCGGGUCGGUUUUCUAGGAAAGUGGUUGUGGGUAAACCGGAUGAAGAUGGAAGGAGAAAGAUUUUUGCUUUAUAUUUACAGAAGGUGCCCAUGAAGGAGGACAAACAAGUCAUUUGUGACCUUGUUGCUUCACGUACACCAGGGUUAGUUGGGGCUGAUCUUGAAAAUAUAGCUAAUGAAGCUGUAUUGCUUGCUGCUCGUAGAGGUGUUGAUUUUGUGACCAAGGAGGAUGUUCUUCAAGCUGUUGAGAGAGCAACAACGAAGAUUUAUAAUGAUGAUACUACCAAUAAAGCUAACUCACCGUAUUUGUUUGGAGAAAUGGCACUAGAAAGCGUGCAUGCCGGGGGAUGUUAA